UAUAUUGAAAGCAGCAUGAGGGAGAGAAUGGCUGGAUUCAGUUUGAUCUGGCCUGUGACUUUAAGGCUGCUUUUGCAGGAUUUGCAUGUCUCUUCUCAUUUGCUGGUAGAAAUCUUGAGCUUGCGUCGGAUUGGUUCCAGUUCUGGUGUUUCACUUCCCCUUUCCCUGCUUGGUUUCCCUCCCUGUUUCAGUCAGAUCAUGAGACUUCUGGUGUCUUUAGCAAACCACAGAUUAGAACCUGUUGAAGGUUUUACAGUAGCCAUGAGGUUCUGUGAGGUGCUGCUCCUCUUUGGUCUGCUCAGACUAACUUCAGGGCUGCCUGUUGCCUCGCCUUUCAGCCAGGCGCCGUUUCUCACUGUGUGGAACGCCCCCACAGAGAACUGCCUCUCCCAGUACGGCGUGGAUCUUGACCUGGGGAUGUUUAGCAUCGUCCAGAACCAAAAUCAAACCUUCAUAGGUGAAAACGUCACUAUUUUCUAUGCUGACAAGCUGGGUCUGUACCCUCGGUACUCAGCCCAGGGCGAGGCCAUCAACGGCGGGGUUCCUCAGAACAGCAGCCUAGACGCUCACCUCCGACUCGCAAGCGAAGAUAUCCGCUACUACAUCCCUGACAGAGACUUCCAGGGCCUGGCGGUGGUGGACUGGGAGAGCUGGCGGCCAGUGUGGGAGAGAAACUGGGACAGUAAACAAGUGUACAAGGAGGGGUCAAAAGCCCUGGUGAGGGCCAGGCAUCCAGACUGGAGUCCUGCUCAGGUGGAGGCAGCGGCUCGGCGGAAGUUUGAGCAAUCUGGGAGGAAAUUCAUGGAGGAAACACAGAAACUGGGGCAGAAAAUGAGGCCAAGUGGCUUGUGGGGGUUUUAUGGAUUUCCCAAUUGCUACAACUAUUACAACGACAGGAGCGUAAACUACACAGGUGAGUGUCCAGAUGUGGAGCUGAGCAGGAACGAUGAGCUGUUCUGGAUGUGGAACGCCUCCUCCGCUCUGUACCCUGACAUCUACCUGAGCCUGGACCUGCGAGGCCUCGGCAAAGAGGUGCUGCUCUACGCUCAUCACCGCAUCCUGGAGGCCAUGAGGGCGGCAGAUCAGGUGACCCCGUCGCAGCUGCCCGUCUUCCCCUACGCCCGCAUCGUCUACACCUACACAUUAGAGUUCCUCUCCAAGGAGCAUCUGGUCCACACUGUAGGAGAGAGCGCUGCUUUAGGAUCUGCUGGGGUCGUGCUGUGGGGGGACCAUGCAUUCGAUAAAUCUAAGGCUACAUGUGAAGCAGUCAAGUCCUACAUCGACGAGACUUUAGGUCCCUACGUGGUCAACGUGACCUCAGCUGCCACGCUCUGCAGCCAGGCUUUGUGCUCCUCUCAGGGACGGUGUCAGAGGUCGGACCUGAAGUCGGGCGCCUACCUCCAGCUCGACCCUGCAGCCUGGAAGAUCCUGUCUGAGAAGAAACCGGCAGGAGGGACAAACUACAGGGUUUUAGGGCAGAUGGACGCACAAAGUGUGCUGCAGAUGAAGUCUGACUUCCACUGCAGGUGUUAUCCUGGGUGGGAAGGGAGGGACUGCUCCACGCCAGUUUAGAGAUUACAAUAGUUUUAAAUAAUAAGAGGGGGAAGUGAAAGCCAGAGUCUUUCUGAGAGGAGUUUGCUUGUUGCUCGUUUCAUCAGUUUCCUCUCAGAACCCAAAGAUGUGCCUUUUAGCAGUAUUUGCUUUUAGGUGUCAGUGUCUCUGUCGUUGUUCUGUGAUGGAUUUGCAAUUCCUAAUCAGGACCAAAUGGGUUUUGAAGAUGGAUGAAUGGACUGAGUUGAUUGAUUCUUGCUCAUUUCAAAACAGCUAUAUUUUUGGAAAUCAUGACUCAUUGUUUGUAUCUGUGUUUUGUUUUACAGUAUUGUCAGUAUGCACUGAUAUGGAUGUGUCUCUGUGUGUUUUUUUUUUACAUAAACCACUAAUUUGUUUUGGUGUCUGCCUACUUAAUCAAAUCCUUCUGCAAACUGCACAGAUCCUAUUAGUUUUCCAGGCAGACAGUAUUUAGAACACAAUGGCACGAGUUGUAAAAUGAACUCCCAAGUGGAAAAUUUGUUGUUUUGAUUUAAUGUUUUUGUAAAGGUGGUUUCAAAUCUUCACAUACAUCAGAUUGAAGAAAGUCUUUCUGAUAAUUUUAUACCAAAGUUUGAGAUAUGUUGUGAAUUGUUCAAUAUGUUCAGCUCCCUCCAUAACUACUGGAACCCUGGUAAAGAUUUUUUUUUUUUUACAACUUUUUAAAUAUUAUUCUAACUCUAAACUUAUGUAAGUUUCAGCAAGUAGCAAUUUUCUUGUAAUUAUUACCUGACUUGUGAGGAUAUUACAUACAUCUGCCUUUAUUAAAGAGGAUAUUUUAUUGUUUUUCC
Messenger RNA from Xiphophorus couchianus (Monterrey platyfish), 2378 nucleotides. Its product is annotated as hyaluronidase-1. The transcript has 4 exons. The record is from RefSeq and is a predicted model, not a curated record. NCBI's taxonomy places the organism in Eukaryota, Metazoa, Chordata, Actinopteri, Cyprinodontiformes, Poeciliidae. Gene Ontology annotation, biological process: hyaluronan catabolic process; carbohydrate metabolic process. The coding region runs from base 16 to 1572 and encodes 518 amino acids. Gene Ontology annotation, cellular component: cytoplasmic vesicle. Gene Ontology annotation, molecular function: hyalurononglucosaminidase activity.